AUGGGGACGAUGUGCGUGAUCAGCUGGUACGAUGAUCCGGGCACGGGCUGUGGCCUGGCUGACGUGGCUGACGUGGCUGUCGGUGCUGAGGAUAUGGAUGGGUUACGGACGGCGAUGAAGAGGGUUCGAGAUUUGACGGAGGUGACUUUCCAGUGUUCCUGUAUAAGCAAACGAGGAAGUGGAAGAGCUAUGGUGGGUAGAUUAUGA
Colletotrichum abscissum is the source of this 207-nucleotide messenger RNA. Its product is annotated as solid-state culture specific ATP-grasp domain-containing protein. The record is from RefSeq and is a predicted model, not a curated record. The transcript has a single exon. The coding region runs from base 1 to 207 and encodes 68 amino acids. Lineage: Eukaryota; Fungi; Ascomycota; Sordariomycetes; Glomerellales; Glomerellaceae.